GAGUAGACGAGCGAUAAAUCAUUCUCGUGACAAACGUAACACUGUUCUGCUCGAUAAACGGGACCGUUCACCCAUGAUAAUUACUCCUUUACCGAAAUUCUACUUUCCGACUAGAUUCGCGGAAGUAAGAGAACCACGUACAGUGUAUCGUCAAACACUCGAACGAAUAACACGCGGCGACAAAUGGUUCGAGGCGGGUCAGAAUAUACGAAUUGAAAUAUUGCACACGGAUGCAACCGGUUUUUCCUAUCUCUCUGAUAGCAAACGGUACGGCGACGAAUCAUGUGUCGCUGCUCAGAUGUUGAGCGCCGAAUAUUUACGAAGGCAGUCGACACGAAAGGUAUUGAGAAAACAAGCAAAUAUAACUUAAUUACGGGAACAGAUUUAUCGCAGUGAAGAAACGGCGAGACCGUCAGAAGCAUUCCCGGUUCGUUAAGCUCGCCGCCAGAGAUGAGACUGAAAGUGAUAGAGGACUUCCUACUUGUGUGGCCACAGUGGGCCGCCUGUUUAGCAGUGUCCCUGUUAUCUGUCAGUUUUGGACUGAUGAUUGGUUGGACGUCUCCUUAUCUUGCCCAGUUGACCAGAGAGGAUUCGGAAUUAUACAUAACAGAGGAUGAAGCGGCAUGGGUGGUUUCUUUGUUGCCGUUCGGACGGUUGUUCGGUGCCGUCAUUGGCUCGAUCAUCAUGGAAUAUUAUGGCAGCAAAAGAGCUCUGCUGGCGACCGGAGUGCCGGUGAUGGUUGGCUGGAUUUGCGUGAUAUUCGCUAAUUCAGCCUAUUGGCUUUACACGUCUCGAAUUUGCUCAGGCAUAGCCCUGGGAAUGUUUUUCAGUUGUUUCGCUAUCUACAUCGGCGAAAUAGCGACGGCGAAAAUACGCGGCGCUUUGGUCAGCAUGAUAAUAAACGGGAUGCCGGUCGGGACGUUGCUCGGGAAUAUAAUGGGCAGUCAAACGUCGAUGAUGUGUUUCGGGAUAAUUAGCCUAACUCUGAACAUUUGCUACGUGACGAUCUUCCCGUUUCUACCUCAAUCCCCUCAUUAUCACGUGCGGCUGAAUAACGAGAACGAGGCGAAGAAAUCGAUCCAGUGGUACAACAGAAAGUCAGACGUGAAAGCGGAAUUGGAGCUGAUCGAGGACUUUGUUAAAUCCACUGAAUCGAGGAGCUUCCGCGACAAGAUCAAGCAAAUUCUCGAGAGGAAGAACAGACGUGUGUUUACCAUGAUCCUUCUACUGUUCGUCUUCAUGCAACUCAGUGGACUAAAUACAGUCACGUUCUACAUGGAGAUUAUCGUUAGAUCGGCCCAAGUGAAGACAAUAGAACCGUCUACGGUGGUGAUCAUCUCCAGUGGAUUUGGCAUAGCUGUCGGCUGGAUCAGCGUGUAUCUGAUCGAUCUGUGCGGUCGAAAAGUUCUCAUGGUGGUGUCGUGCAGCUGCGUAGUCAUGUCGAUGGUUAUUCUUGGAUUACACUUUAUGCUCUUGGACCUGGAUUUCGAUCCGGAGAGUCUCGAAUGGUUGCCGAUUCUUGGAAUGAUACUUUUCAUGCUGAUGUCCAUCGGUUUGGUACCGGUUCCAGGAUUCAGCGUGAGUGUCACGUCUGCGAUAUUCGCGUUCAUCAGCAGCAGAACCUUCCAGCCGUUGAUCAAUCUCAUGACAGAGAAGUACGUUUUCUGGAUAUACGGGAUUAUGAUGAUGGUCUGUCUCGUGUACGCGGCGGUAGCGAUACCGGAAACUAAGGGAAAGACCUUGCAGGAAAUACAAGAGAUGCUGGCUAGAGAGAGUCGACAAGUGGAAAGAAGUUCCGAGUUAACGAGGAUGGAACGAUAGCGGAUCGCUGUGAGAAUAGAGUAGAAUGUUAAAGAAUCGACGAUCUCGAGAAUUAUGAAAAUGGAAGGCAACGUUAUUAUAAACGAACACGUUCAUCGUAUAACUGUAUAUAAUAGGAAAUGAACGAAAUGGAAGUAUGAUUUCACGUAUGACGGAAACGUAGGCGAGAGCGUGGUAAUUUUGGGUACAUAAGCAAGAAAUGCUAUGAAAUUUGAACAAGUUACAUAUUUGCCAAUUUUUCGAUAUUCGUUGAUAGCUUGAAGUGUCUAGUUUGUAUUGGUAUGGCCGAGAAGACGUAAAUUUACGUUGUAAUAAAAUUAGAAACGAAAAAAGGUCAUUUGGUCAAUGAUUUUUCUUUAUAAAAGAGGU
Habropoda laboriosa is the source of this 2190-nucleotide messenger RNA. RefSeq names its product facilitated trehalose transporter Tret1-like. Gene Ontology annotation, cellular component: membrane. The record is from RefSeq and is a predicted model, not a curated record. Gene Ontology annotation, molecular function: transmembrane transporter activity. Gene Ontology annotation, biological process: transmembrane transport. Lineage: Eukaryota; Metazoa; Arthropoda; Insecta; Hymenoptera; Apidae.